CCCGGGAGGAAGGGGAGGAGGCCGGGUGUUUCCUGGCGCAUUCCCGGCCCGCCCGAGUGACUCACUCAGCCUGGAAACUCCCAGGGCCCGUCCGGGACCCCCGAGCCGCCGCCGCCGCUGACCCAGGCCAGGAUGGCAGCCCAGGUGACACUGGAGGAUGCACUGUCCAAUGUGGAUCUCCUGGAAGAGCUGCCUUUGCCUGACCAGCAGCCCUGCAUUGAGCCCCCACCAUCCUCACUGCUCUACCAGCCAAAUUUCAACACUAAUUUUGAAGACAGAAAUGCAUUUGUCACUGGGAUUGCAAGAUACAUUGAACAAGCAACUGUCCAUUCUAGCAUGAAUGAAAUGCUGGAGGAGGGCCAAGAGUACGCGGUCAUGCUAUACACCUGGAGGAGCUGCUCUCGGGCCAUCCCACAGGUGAAAUGUAACGAGCAGCCUAAUAGAGUGGAAAUUUACGAGAAAACCGUAGAGGUCCUUGAGCCUGAAGUCACAAAACUGAUGAAUUUUAUGUACUUCCAGAGAAAUGCCAUUGAGCGUUUCUGUGGGGAGGUGAGGCGCCUGUGCCACGCGGAGAGAAGGAAGGAUUUUGUUUCUGAAGCCUAUUUGAUCACGCUGGGAAAGUUCAUCAACAUGUUUGCUGUGCUGGAUGAGUUAAAGAACAUGAAGUGCAGUGUGAAGAAUGACCACUCGGCAUAUAAGAGGGCUGCUCAGUUUUUACGUAAAAUGGCGGACCCACAGUCCAUCCAGGAAUCACAGAAUCUGUCCAUGUUCCUGGCCAACCACAAUAAGAUCACCCAAUCUUUACAGCAGCAGCUUGAAGUGAUUUCUGGCUACGAAGAGCUCCUCGCUGAUAUUGUGAAUCUGUGUGUGGAUUACUACGAGAAUAGGAUGUACCUGACACCCAGUGAGAAACACAUGCUUCUCAAAGUCAUGGGAUUUGGUCUAUACUUGAUGGAUGGGAGUGUCAGCAACAUCUAUAAACUUGAUGCCAAGAAAAGAAUAAACUUAUCCAAAAUUGAUAAGUACUUCAAGCAGCUCCAGGUUGUUCCACUGUUUGGGGACAUGCAAAUAGAACUGGCAAGAUACGUCAAGACCAGUGCCCACUAUGAGGAGAAUAAAUCUCGAUGGACAUGCACAUCAUCCAGCAGCAGCCCGCAGUAUAAUAUCUGUGAGCAGAUGAUCCAGAUCCGGGAGGACCACAUGCGCUUUAUCUCAGAGUUGGCACGCUACAGCAAUAGUGAGGUUGUCACAGGGUCGGGCCGCCAGGAGACUCAGAAAACAGAUACCGAGUACCGGAAACUCUUUGACCUGGCGCUUCAGGGCCUGCAGCUGCUGUCUCAGUGGAGUGCUCACGUGAUGGAAGUGUAUUCAUGGAAACUUGUGCACCCAACGGACAAGUACUCCAACAAGGACUGCCCAGACAAUGCUGAGGAGUAUGAGCGUGCCACCCGCUACAACUACACUAGUGAGGAGAAGUUCGCCCUGGUGGAGGUGAUUGCCAUGAUCAAAGGCCUGCAGGUGCUAAUGGGCAGGAUGGAGAGUGUGUUCAACCACGCCAUCCGGCACACCGUCUAUGCUGCGCUGCAGGACUUCUCCCAGGUUACCCUCCGGGAACCACUCAGGCAGGCCAUCAAGAAGAAGAAGAAUGUCAUCCAGAGUGUUCUGCAGGCCAUCAGGAAGACCGUGUGUGACUGGGAGACGGGGCACGAGCCCUUCAAUGACCCAGCCCUGCGGGGCGAGAAGGACCCCAAGAGUGGCUUCGACAUCAAAGUACCCCGGCGUGCCGUGGGACCCUCCAGCACACAGCUUUACAUGGUGAGAACCAUGCUAGAGUCCCUCAUUGCAGACAAAAGUGGUUCCAAGAAAACCUUGAGAAGUAGCCUUGAGGGGCCCACCAUAUUGGACAUAGAAAAAUUUCAUCGAGAGUCAUUCUUCUACACUCACUUGAUUAAUUUCAGUGAAACGCUGCAGCAGUGCUGUGACCUUUCACAGUUGUGGUUCCGAGAGUUCUUCCUGGAGCUGACAAUGGGCAGGAGGAUCCAGUUCCCCAUUGAGAUGUCCAUGCCCUGGAUCCUGACGGACCACAUCCUAGAGACCAAGGAGGCAUCCAUGAUGGAGUACGUCCUCUACUCCCUGGACCUGUACAAUGACAGCGCACACUAUGCCCUCACCAGGUUCAACAAGCAGUUUCUCUACGACGAAAUUGAAGCAGAGGUGAAUCUAUGCUUUGACCAAUUUGUUUAUAAACUGGCAGACCAGAUAUUUGCAUAUUAUAAGGUUAUGGCAGGAAGUUUGCUUCUUGAUAAACGUUUACGAUCAGAAUGCAAGAAUCAAGGGGCAACGAUCCAUCUCCCGCCAUCUAACCGCUAUGAGACACUGCUUAAGCAGAGGCAUGUGCAGCUCCUGGGCAGAUCCAUAGACCUUAAUCGCCUGAUUACUCAGCGUGUCUCAGCAGCCAUGUAUAAGUCUCUGGAACUGGCCAUUGGACGAUUUGAAAGUGAAGACCUGACAUCCAUAGUUGAGUUGGAUGGCCUCUUGGAAAUCAACCGCAUGACCCACAAGCUGCUAAACAGGUACCUGACACUGGACAGCUUUGACGCCAUGUUCCGGGAGGCCAACCACAAUGUAUCAGCGCCAUACGGGAGAAUCACCCUCCAUGUCUUCUGGGAACUCAAUUACGACUUCCUGCCCAACUACUGCUAUAAUGGCUCUACCAACCGAUUUGUUCGGACAGUAUUACCAUUUUCUCAGGAAUUUCAAAGAGAUAAACAGCCUAAUGCACAACCCCAGUAUUUACAUGGAUCAAAGGCUUUGAACUUGGCCUACUCUAGCAUUUAUGGCAGCUACCGAAACUUUGUGGGGCCUCCGCACUUUGAGGUCAUCUGCCGGCUGCUUGGCUACCAGGGCAUUGCAGUGGUCAUGGAGGAGCUGCUGAAGGUCGUGAAGAGCCUGCUGCAAGGCACAAUCCUGCAGUACGUGAAGACGCUGAUGGAGGUGAUGCCCAAGAUCUGCCGCCUGCCCCGUCAUGAAUAUGGCUCUCCUGGCAUCCUAGAGUUCUUCCACCACCAGCUGAAGGACAUUGUUGAGUAUGCGGAGCUGAAGACCGUGUGCUUCCAGAAUCUGCGGGAGGUGGGCAAUGCUGUCCUCUUCUGCCUGCUCAUCGAGCAGAGUCUGUCUUUAGAAGAAGUGUGUGACCUAUUGCAUGCAGCCCCAUUUCAGAACAUCUUGCCAAGAGUCCAUGUGAAAGAGGGAGAGAGACUUGAUGCCAAAAUGAAAAGACUAGAAUCAAAGUACGCCCCACUGCAUCUUGUCCCUCUGAUUGAAAGACUGGGGACCCCUCAGCAAAUUGCAAUAGCGAGAGAGGGGGACUUGCUGACAAAGGAACGUCUCUGCUGUGGCCUAUCUAUGUUUGAAGUCAUCCUGACUCGGAUCCGGACCUUUCUGGACGACCCUAUCUGGCGUGGGCCUUUGCCCAGCAAUGGAGUCAUGCAUGUGGAUGAGUGUGUUGAGUUUCACAGACUUUGGAGUGCCAUGCAGUUUGUCUACUGCAUUCCUGUGGGAACACACGAGUUUACAGUCGAGCAGUGCUUUGGCGACGGGCUCCACUGGGCUGGCUGUAUGAUCAUUGUACUUCUUGGGCAACAGCGGCGCUUCGCUGUCCUGGAUUUCUGCUACCAUCUACUUAAAGUCCAGAAACAUGAUGGCAAAGAUGAGAUUAUCAAAAAUGUGCCAUUGAAGAAAAUGGUGGAGAGAAUUCGCAAGUUCCAGAUCCUAAAUGAUGAGAUAAUUACUAUCUUGGACAAGUACUUGAAGUCUGGUGAUGGAGAAAGCACACCUGUGGAGCAUGUUCGCUGUUUUCAGCCACCUAUCCACCAGUCCCUGGCCAGCAGCUGAGGACAUGUACAUCAUGUUUUUGAAGAGUCCCAGUACUGACUGCAUUUAAUAACUCUAAGGGCAUGUUUUUCUUUCCAUAAACUAUUUAGUAAGAUUUUUAGUGACUAUUUUUCAGUAUCUCUGUGCCUGUUAAAGGGGGUACUUUUCAAUUUAAAAGCUUAAUUUUAUAAAAUUAUUUUUCUAGACUAAAAUUGUAUAUGCCUUUGGUAAUUAGAAAGUCUGAGAAUAUUAGCUGCUAAUUGUUGCCAUCAUGUUCUUACAGAAUUAUUUUGCAUUUUUCUAUGGAAUGUUCCAACAACUAGCUAUGUCAAAAUGCUGCUGAGUUCAUCCAUAUAUUCCUUAGCAAAGGAUCAGUAAUGUUUGGGGAAAGAUUUAUGGACUUAAGAAACUUAAUACCAGCUCAUUGUAAUAAAAUCCACUACCAAUUAGAAUUAAACUUAAUGCUUAUUUAGCUUUUGUUUAGGGAUUUUUCUGAUGGUCUUUUAUGAAUAACCUUUUCUAAGUCAUUGUUCCUUUUUUUGUGUCAGUGUUUCAGAAAAUAGUGAACUUGAUUCCUCUGCUUCUACUAAAUCCAGUUGUGACAGUCUAAUUUGUAAGGUAUGAUUUAAAGGUUACAGAAAUCAAACUAAUAAAACUUAAUUGUGUUCAUUCA
Molecule: messenger RNA, 4546 nt
Organism: Lynx canadensis (Canada lynx)
Lineage: Eukaryota; Metazoa; Chordata; Mammalia; Carnivora; Felidae
Gene: CYFIP1
Product: cytoplasmic FMR1 interacting protein 1
Exons: 31
Coding region: 133-3894 (1253 amino acids)
Biological process (GO): modification of synaptic structure; regulation of translation; axon guidance
Cellular component (GO): neuron projection; synapse; SCAR complex
Molecular function (GO): RNA 7-methylguanosine cap binding; small GTPase binding
Source: RefSeq, a predicted model, not a curated record